GCUCUAACUUGUGUGGAUGUGGUUUCAGUGGCGUAGUACUGUGAGACGGAAGCAGCAGGAAGACGAUUUCAGCUACGCUCGAGAGCUCAGAGACCGAGAGCAGAGGCUGCAGGCCCUCGAGGAGCAGCUGGAGCGCCGGGCACGGAUGGAUCUGAUCACUCAGUACAGUCAGUUAUCAGAAGCUGCUGCGAGACGAGAGCUCAAAGCCAUGUGGAAGGUGCAGAGGAUGAAACUCGACGAGCGCAGAGUGAACUUCCUGCAGCAAGAACAACAGAAUGUACAGGCUCUUCUGGAGAAGUUUCCUGUAGGUCAGGAGGGCCCCCCUCCAGAAAUAUCCCAAAUGCUACAAUCCGCACAACUACACUCUGAGCUCUCUGAGCAGCAGAAUCCUCUCACAGAAUCAUUUGCUCCCUCCUGCUCUCCUGCCAUUGGUGAUACUCAAGCUCAUAAUUCAGAGGAAAUUGACGUAGCUGACUUCCUCCCGAAGCCUCCGUACGUCACUGAUAGUGGUGCCAUGACCCAGGCCCUCCACAACAUUGGAUCCAACCUCCUGCAAUCCCCUCAGAAACCCCACCCAGAGCAGCCACACCCAUUGACCUCCCACAUAUGCAUUGGUGAAAACGUUUCAGAAUCCCUGGAGUCUGUCCCUGUUGCUAAUAUAUAUGCACGGGCAUCCAAAUCCAGCUUCCUACGGGGUCAGUUCACUCCAGAGGUGCCAGCAGGUCAGCCGAAGGCUAGUGUUCAUGGACACCCUUCACAGAGCUCUGUGCAGCUGGGAGGCUCGUCUGCCUCAGGGCAGAUCAAGGGCCCAAUCCGCUCUGAGUCAAACACCCCUGCACAAACCACUCAGGAGCGAACAUGUGAGGCAGAGAGCGAUAGCCAGUGUACAGAAAAACAACCGACUGGAGAUGAGACAGGAACAGAGCCUUCGGCGGCCAGCACAGGUUCAGAGCCAAAGCAAGCCGCCCAAGAGCCAACAGAGGAAGCCAAGUCCUGUGAGAGUGUCAGCCAGCCCUCUCACUGUUCUCAGCCAGAGCAAGAACAAUCUGUGUAUCUUCUCAGAGGCUUCCAUGAGUCAGAGUCUGAUUCUGAAAUGAGAAAUAACAGCCGUGAUCCUGAUCCAACACUGAUCUCAUCUUUACCCUCGUCUGAUGUCUCUGGUCACGCCUCUGAUGCCCAUAUAAGGGUUGGGGAGUAUGUUUCAGAGGUAACCCCUCCUCUUUUCACACCUAACAUCCAUGGCCACACCUCUGAUGCCCAUAUAAGGGUUGGCGAGUAUAUUUCAGAGGUAACCACUCCUCUUCCCACACCUAACAUCCAUGGCCACGCCUCUGAUGCCCAUAUAAGGGCUGGGGAGUAUGUUUCAGAGGUAACCAGUCCUCUUCCCACACCUAACAUCCAUGGCCAGGCCUCUGAUGCCCUUAUAAGGAUUGGCGAACAUGUUUCUAAGGUUAUCACUCCUAUUCCCACACCUAACAUCCAUGGUCACGCAUCUGAUGCCCAUAUAGGUGUUGGUGAACAUGUUUCUGAGGUGACCAAUCCUCUUUCGACACCUAACAUCCAUGGCCACGCCUCUGACGCCCAUAUAAGGGUUGGUAAACAUGUUUCCGAAGUGACCAAUCCCGUUCACAUCGCUAAUAUUCAUGGCCACACCUCUGAUGCCCAUAUAAGGGUUGGUGAACAUGUUUCCGAAAUGACUAAUCCCAUCCACACUGCUAAUAUUCAUGGCCACGCCUCUGACGCCCAUAUAAGGGUUGGUAAACAUGUUUCCGAAGUGACCAAUCCCGUUCACAUCGCUAAUAUUCAUGGCCACACCUCUGAUGCCCAUAUAAGGGUUGGUGAACAUGUUUCCGAAAUGACUAAUCCCAUCCACACUGCUAAUAUUCAUGGCCACGCCUCUGACGCCCAUAUAAGGGUUGGUGAACAUGUUUCCGAAAUGACUAAUCCCAUCCACACUGCUAAUAUUCAUGGCCACGCCUCUGACGCCCAUAUAAGGGUUGGUGAAAAUGUUUCCGAAGUGACUAAUCCCGUUCACACCGCUAAUAUUCAUGGCCACGCCUCUGACGCCCAUAUAAGGGUUGGUAAACAUGUUUCCGAAGUGACCAAUCCCGUUCACAUCGCUAAUAUUCAUGGCCACACCUCUGAUGCCCAUAUAAGGGUUGGUGAACAUGUUUCCGAAAUGACUAAUCCCAUCCACACUGCUAAUAUUCAUGGCCACGCCUCUGACGCCCAUAUAAGGGUUGGUGAACAUGUUUCCGAAAUGACUAAUCCCAUCCACACUGCUAAUAUUCAUGGCCACGCCUCUGACGCCCAUAUAAGGGUUGGUGAAAAUGUUUCCGAAGUGACUAAUCCUGUUCACACCGCUAAUAUUCAUGGCCACGCCUCUGAUGCCCAUAUAAGGGUUGGUGAACAUGUUUCCGAAGUGACCAAUCCCGUUCACACCGCUAAUAUUCAUGGCCACGCCUCUGACGCCCAUAUAAAGGUGGGUGAACAUGUUUCAGAAGUGACCAAUCCCGUCCACACUGCUAAUAUUCAUGGCCAUGCCUCUGACGCCCAUAUAAGGGUUGGUGAACAUGUUUCAGAAGUGACCAAUCCCAUCCACACCGCUAAUAUUCACGGCCACGCCUCUGACGCCCAUAUAAGGGUUGGUGAACAUGUUUCAGAAGUGACUAAUCCCAUCCACACUGCUAAUAUUCAUGGCCAUGCCUCUGACGCCCAUAUAAAGGUGGGUGGAUUUAUGUCAGAUGUUGCCUCCUCUCAGCCACGUUGGAGCAAAUAUGGUCAUUCCUCUGACAGCACCCUUAAAGUGGGUUGUGCGAUGCCCGAUGCUGCCCCAUUAUACACUCCUCAAUCUGGCAGCUCUUUCGGUCAUGCAUCUGACUCCACAUUGACAGUCGGGUGUGUUGUCUCAGGCGUACAUCCUCAACCGUCUCCAUUACCUGGCAGUGCGUAUGGACAUUCCUCACAGUCCACCUUGGGUAUCGGGUGUGUGGUUCGUGGGACCACUCGACCCAGUUCUCUUUACAGCGGUGGCUACGGGCAUUCGUCAGACUCUGCUCUAGGUAUGGGCUGCAUGGUUGGCGGGGUGGUGCCAGGGAGUUUAUACGGUGGCAGACCACCAUUCAAUGCUGACCGAACAUCAGAAGAUGCAGAGAAUCCAGCCAACCAUGACAUCCAGGCAGCGCCCCCUAGUGAGCUGUUCUCCCUGGAUCAGGGACUGUCUGCCUGGGCUCUGGGACUGGGAUUGUCCCCUAAAGAGAGUCCAGAGGAUCGUUAUCUUCUCAGCCUGGCCUCACAGUACCAAGUGGAGCAGUACCAGGACUCGUACGGCCUGAUGACUUCGGCUCCGGACUCUGAGCUGCUGCUGCAGGUGACACGGGGUCCGAACGGUCUUCCUGUAGAUCCGUCUCUGCACAGGGCCACUGACAUCUCUGCUGUUCAGCUCAAUGAGAUGAUGCCACUUCCUGUUCUCAUGAAACACUCAGUUACAACACCACUGAUUACACAUGUGUCUAUGGUAAACAAGGCCGUGGUGGAUUAUUUCUUCGUGGAGUUGGGUGUGGAGAAGCACUUUGAGACACUCAGGCAUUUUCUGUUAAUGGAGGAUGGAGAGUUUGCCCUCUCUCUCAGCGAUCAGCUCUUUGAGAAGCUGGGCAGUGGUCAGACGCCCGGUGAGCUGCUGACCCCGCUGGUGUUGAACUCCAUUCUCAACAAGGCCUUACAGUACAGCGUUCACGGCGACAGCGAGCUGGCGGCUCACUUCACGUUCGCUCUGCGAUACCUCCCGGAGAUCUUCCAUCCUCACGCACCAGACUCGCUGAACUGUCUGGAGCUCCGCUACAAGGUGGACUGGCCGGUGAAUAUCGUCAUCACAGACAGCUGUCUGAACAAAUACAACAGACUCUUCUCCUUCCUGCUGCAGCUCAAACACAUGGUGUGGUCCCUCCGAGACGUCUGGUUUCACCUCAAGAGGACGGCGCUGGUGAAAGGUGCCGGUCGCUCCGCUCAGUUUCAUCAGCUGCAGCUCUACAGACACGAGAUGCAGCACUUUGUGAAGGUGAUCCAGGGCUACAUCGCUAACCAGAUCCUUCAGGUGUCCUGGAGCGAGUUCACACACAAACUGAGCAGCGCCAACGACCUGGACGCCAUCCACCGCACACACGCCGAAUACCUCAACAGAGCCAUCUUCAGGGGUUUGCUGACGGAGAAAGCUGCCCCGGUCAUGAACAUCAUCCACAGCAUCUUUAGUCUGAUCCUGAAGUUUCGCGGCCAGCUGAUCGCGCAGCCGUGGGAGCUCCAGCAGGGGGAGCCGGUGCAUCCCAGUUUCAUUGCCAUGCAGCAGUCCUACAACACCUUCAAAUACUACUCCCGCUUCCUGUUCAAAGUGGUGACCAAACUGGUGGAUAAAGGUUAUCAGCCCCAUCUGGAGGACUUCCUGUUGCGGAUCAACCUCAAUAACUACUACAAAGACUCUUGAGUGACCUCUGACCUGCUGCUUUAGUGUCGUGUCAGUGUGUCUAUAACCAAAGCCAUCGAUUACGAUUGCUCUUAGCUGUUUUGCAGUGACAAACUCAAAUCUGUUUUGCUCUGUAGUGAUGCGGUGCAGUGUUUCCUGUCGUGAUGUGUGCACAGACGCUUUUCUCCACACAGGCUAGGAGAUGUGUAAAAUAAACUAUUUAAUUUUCA
Molecule: messenger RNA, 4686 nt
Organism: Carassius gibelio (silver crucian carp)
Lineage: Eukaryota; Metazoa; Chordata; Actinopteri; Cypriniformes; Cyprinidae
Product: gamma-tubulin complex component 6-like
Exons: 12
Coding region: 17-4477 (1486 amino acids)
Biological process (GO): signaling
Cellular component (GO): endosome membrane
Molecular function (GO): gamma-tubulin binding
Source: RefSeq, a predicted model, not a curated record